AUGGGCCGUGUUCGUACAAAGACAGUCAAGAAGUCAUCGCGUCAGGUAAUCGAAAGGUAUUACUCUCGUAUGACACUCGACUUCCAUACGAACAAGAAGAUUCUUGAGGAGGUUGCUCUGAUCCCAACCAAGAGGCUUCGUAACAAGAUUGCAGGAUUCUCCACUCACCUCAUGAAGCGGAUCCAGAAAGGACCGGUUCGUGGAAUCUCAUUGAAGCUGCAGGAGGAGGAGCGCGAGCGUCGUAUGGACUUUGUUCCUGAUGUGUCUGCCAUUGGGACGGAUCAUAUCGAAGUUGAUAAGGAAACUCUUGAGAUGCUUGCCGCUCUUGGGAUGUCCGAGAUUCCUGGUGUCGUUCAGGUUGAUCCGCAACCGGUUCAACCGAUCCCCUUUGGUCGUGGCGGUGCUGCUGGUGCUCCUGGAAGAAGAUUUUAA
Messenger RNA from Vicia faba (fava bean), 432 nucleotides. The record is from the annotation of a GenBank genome assembly. Lineage: Eukaryota; Viridiplantae; Streptophyta; Magnoliopsida; Fabales; Fabaceae.